AUGAUCACAUGAAACCAGGAGGAAGACGCUAGAAUAAAUCUCAUCUGCCUGCGUGUUUAGAUGGGAGAGAAGAAAAGUACAAACAGGAUUUUUUUUUUAUCAUUAUUAUUUUUAUUUACUUAUUCUAUGAAAAGAGGUGUAUAAUGAGCCUCGUAGGGAGGUGUUUUGAUCGUCAAGUGUGACCCUUCCUAUGAGCCCAGUUGGAGCGCAAUCACAGGUGACCCCGUCUGGAGCAAGGCAGGUGGUCCGCGCACAGCAGAGAUAGAGAAUAAGAGAGAGAAAGACAGAGAGAAAAGGAGAGAGGGAGGAGGCACGCGGAACGGUGGUGGGGCUACUUUCCUGACGGCACACCAACAAUCGUCAACCUGUGGAUAGGACGCGCGCGGUGCUCUGCUGUGUCCUCCGCUGCCACCCUCUCCCCUCUGACACCGAACCCGACCCCUCGGACAUCCUGCACGCAUGAACUGGGAGAGGGUGCCAGUUCAAUCGCCGAGAGGAGGAGAGCAACCGAAAAGUUGAGUGAUCGCGCGCCAUCCACGCUUCAUGAAUGGCCGGAACAUGGAGGAGAUGCCAUUCGAAAGAGUUAAGACGCGGCGGAGGAAGGGUCACUGCCCGACCGGUGCACCCCUGGGCGCUAUCGCCUGCGAGGACGAGUUCAACAGCCACGAGCUGGAGACUCUGUUUCAGAACUACAACCUGAAACUGGAGCAGACCGCCACCCUCAAAGCGCUGGCGGUGCUCAUCGUGGCUGCAUCGUCGCUGUCUUUGAUGGAGCUGCUGUCCAGCCCGCGUCUCACCUUGUCCAAGGGCUCCUACCCGGUGCACUGCGUGGUGUUCCUGUCGCUGUUUAUCGUCACCAACGUCAAAUACCUGCAGGUGACGCAGCUGCAGCAAAUAGCCAAGCUGGCCUUGCUGUUCAGCUUCACCUUUGCGCUGCUCUGCUGUCCGUUCCCACUGGCGCUCGGGACCUCGGAGCUAGUGAACGCUUCUGCCCCUGAGCAAGGUGUGUGGCAGCUCAUGUUGGUCACCCUCGUGGCUUACGUGCUGCUGCCAGUGCGGACGCUUCUGGCUGUGCUAUUCGGGGUAAUGCUGGCUGCAUCCCACUUCAUUGUCAUAGCGACAUCGGUCACGGGGAGAAAACAGAAGCUGUGGAGACCACUGGUGGCCAACGCGGUGCUCUUCACCAGCAUCAACUUGUCAGGUGUGUUUGUAAGAAUUCUCACCGAACGCACCCAGAGGAAAGUCUUCCUGCAAGCCCGCAACUGCAUCGAGGAGCGGCUGAGACUGGAGGAUGAAAAUGAGAAACAGGAGCGUCUACUAAUGAGCCUGCUCCCCAGAAAUGUUGCCAUGGAGAUGAAGGAGGACUUCCUAAAGCCGCCUGAGAGGAUCUUUCACAAGAUCUACAUCCAGCGCCAUGACAAUGUCAGCAUCCUGUUUGCAGACAUUGUGGGUUUCACAAGCUUGGCUUCUCAGUGUACUGCUCAGGAACUGGUCAAGCUGCUCAACGAACUCUUUGGGAAGUUUGAUGAACUGGCUACGGAGAAUCACUGCAGGCGUAUAAAGAUACUGGGGGACUGUUACUAUUGUGUGUCUGGACUGACACAACCCAAGGCAGACCAUGCCCACUGCUGUGUGGAGAUGGGGCUGGAUAUGAUUGACACAAUUGCGUCGGUGGUGGAGGCGACGGAGGUGGAUCUGAACAUGCGUGUUGGUCUGCACACAGGACGGGUGCUGUGUGGCGUGCUGGGCCUGAGGAAGUGGCAGUAUGAUGUCUGGUCAAACGAUGUCACACUGGCUAAUGUGAUGGAGGCUGGAGGGCUGCCUGGCAAGGUGCACAUCACAAGGACCACCCUGGAGUGUUUAAAUGGGGACUACGAGGUGGAACCAGGCUUUGGCCAUGAGAGACAUUCCUUCCUGCAGAAGCACCACAUAGAGACAUUCUUCAUAGUGCCAUCACACAGACGCAAAAUCUUUCCUGGCAUUAUCCUGUCAGACAUCAAACCAGCCAAAAGGAUGAAGUUCAAGACGGUGUGCUACCUGCUGGUGCAGCUCAUGCACUGUAGGAAGAUGUUCAAGGCUGAGAUCCCCUUCUCCAACGUCAUGACCUGUGAGGACGAUGAUAAGCGAAGGGCCCUGCGGACAGCGUCAGAGAAGCUGAGGAGUCGGACAUCUUUCUCAGCCACGGCUGUGCAGCACUCGCCAGCCACAAGAGUCAACCGCUACAUCGGGCGACUCAUUGAAGCGCGGCAGACCGAGUCAGAGACAUCGGACCUCAACUUCUUCACCCUGUUCUACAGGAGCAGAGACAGGGAGCGCAGGUAUCACCAGGUAAAUGAUGACCAUUUCAUCAGUGCGGUGGUUCUCUCGCUGAUCCUCGGUGCUCUAUUUGGCCUUAUCUAUCUGCUAAUGGUCCCACAGGGGAUACUGGUGCUGCUGCUACUGGUGCUGUGUGUGUGUUUCCAUGUGGCCUGUGUAAUGUACUUACAUCUCACCAGUGUUCAGUGCCAACCAGGCUGUCUCACCAUCCAGAUCCGAACAGUGCUUUGUGUCUUCCUUGUUCUGCUCACCUACUCUGUUACCCAGGCUUGUGUGGUGGGUUGUGUACCUUGGGGGAGAAUUGAGAUAAACUCCAGUCGCUUUGUGGAAGAUGCCCCUGCUGAUGCUCUCGGAGCUGGACCAGCUAACAUCACUGCAGAGGACAUAGCUAGCCCCAACAUGGCGUACACCCUGCUAUCCUGCGUGGCCGGCACCCUCACCGUGGUCCCUUACCUUCGUGUCUCAUCGCUCCCCAAGAUCCUGCUCCUCCUCCUCCUCUCUGUCUCCUACACCGUUGUCAUGGAAACCAGUGGCUACCGCCAAGCUGUUGGUGGUGGCUUUCUUCACACACGAGGUUAUGACCCUGUUUUGGCCAUCUUGCUGUUUUCUGGAGCUCUGGCUCUGCAUUCAAGACAGUUGGACCUUAAACUGCGGCUCGACUAUCUCUGGGCCACUCAGGCGGAGGAGGAGCGAGACGACAUGGAGAAGGUGAAGCUGGACAACAAGAGGAUCCUUUUCAACCUGCUGCCAGCUCAUGUGGCUCAACACUUCCUCAUGUCAAAUCCCAGAAACAUGGACCUUUAUUAUCAGUCCUAUGCUCAAGUCGGAGUGUUGUUUGCCUCCAUUGCCAACUUCAACGACUUCUACAUCGAGCUGGACGGGAACAACAUGGGAGUUGAGUGUCUGAGGCUGCUCAAUGAGAUCAUUGCUGACUUUGAUGAGCUAAUGGAUAAAGAGUGCUACAGAGAUAUAGAGAAAAUCAAAACCAUUGGCAGUACAUAUAUGGCUGCAGUAGGGCUGGUUCCUACAACUACUUCCAAGGGCAAGAAGUCAAUCACCUCACAUUUAUGCACAGUGUCAGAUUUUGCCAUUGAGAUGUUUGACGUCUUGGAUGCCAUCAACUACCAGUCUUACAAUGACUUUGUGCUGAGAGUAGGAAUCAACGUGGGCCCAGUGGUGGCAGGGGUGAUUGGAGCCAGAAGGCCUCAGUAUGACAUCUGGGGAAACACGGUGAAUGUAGCCAGCAGGAUGGACAGUACUGGAGUACAAGGAAAGAUCCAGGUGACAGAGGAUGUCUAUCGCCUCAUUACAGACUAUUACAACUUUGUGUGCCGAGGUCAGGUCAGCGUGAAGGGCAAAGGCCAGAUGCUCACCUACUUUCUUGAGGGGCGUCGACAUAGCAGCAGGCUGUCUCAGACUCAGCAGCAACAAUCUGGGAACACCGAGCGCCGGUCGAGCGCCUUCGCCCAUAGCAGCGUGUGCACUAGGCUGAGCCCCGCCCCCACAGUGACCACCUACGCCAACAUCAGGACCCCCAGUCCGGGCAUUGCCAAACCUACCACCUCUUCCAGCUCCACCAGGUACUUGCCCUCUGUUCCCACAGCAGUGGUGUGACACAUGCUGCUUCAUGGUAAACGUGGAAAACAUGAAGAUAAGAGUGGAUGUGGGUAAAAAGUAGCAGAACAAGCUGUUCUCCACUCUUCUUCUACUGCCUGUGGAAUGCAGGCAGGUGGAAACACUGAUUGUCCAUUGCAAGGCCGAACUCAGGACUGACCCACAUUUGAGACUUGACAGUCUGAGGCUUCGAUCGGACUCUCUCUCCCACACUCAAGCCCUGUUUGUUGUUUCAAGCUGCAGGGAGUCCUAAACGGGAUACAGGAUGCUUUAGCCACGUUGCUUCGUCAUCAAUCAAAGGCCAAGGAUGCCUCCAGGGUUUGAGAGAUGAUGUUUAAACUUGAUCAGUAUCAAAAUUAAAACACAUUACAAUGCACAAUUAAAAGUGUAGCAACACGCCUCUCACAGCAACCAACAACAUCUGGAAAUUCCUUUAAGAACUAAAACUGACCAUUUUAAAUGAAACCAAAUCAGUGCUGUUGCCUUAGCGACCACUUCUCAUAAAGAGUUUCUUGCCAUUUUUUUUUUUUUUUUUUUUUUUUUUUUGCCUUUCAGUUCCUUUGUUGAUUUAUUGGACACCAAUUCAGAUGAAUAAUUAACAGGGGCAUUGUUAUCUAAGAGAUGUAUGUUUUUAAAGUGGGUCAUGCCAAAUGUACUAGCACAGGCAUUUUAAUGGUACAAACUUGCCCAAAAAAAAUGCCAGGCAUUGCCUUCAGUCAGUUACGGGUUGGCGUUGCUGUACAGUACGUUUCUGCUCCUUAACUCAAAUCCUCUAAUGAUGCACGAGUUAAACUUUUUGAUUCCUCCAGCCGAGCUGCUCGGUGUCUUUAAGUGCAUGAUGCCACUGCUGCAUUUCAGUCAUGUCCGCUGUCGGUUUCCCUGUGAUGCUUGACUACAAGACUCUUCCUUGUCCAAGUGUAGCAAUAAAGCAGUUUGUCUCCUAUCUCAGUCCCAUUCACCCCUUGCAUGCUGUAGCCUGCUGGAUCCUACUUUGACCCGAUAGUGUUUGUAGCCAAUUGAGUGCAUAGCUAGCCACACCGGUGUCUAUCUCUGUGAAGUUGAAGCAUGACUUAGAAAACUUAUUUUCCGUAUGGUGUGAUUCCUUCUUCUUCCUGCAGUAUAAUGAAAAAAAAAGAAAAUAUUUUUCUGCGUGCUUGUUUAUGAAGAAAUUUAUUCUUUUCUGCUACUUAUAUGAACUAACAGCUACUUUGGCAGGGAAAAGAAAAGCUUGUGUUUAUGAGGAGAAACACCCAAACCUCUGGUUCUGGAUUCAUCAUGCAAACCCGGAUGAUUUAUUUUAUGGUAUAGCAUGCUAUUCAUGGUACGGCUUACCACAGCCAUUAACUCCUCUAAUCUGUUCUAGCAUGCACUGCCUGCAAGCUUUUGGCUCCUACCUGCAUGCUUUGAUGAAGACUAAUGCAGACCGAUGAAGACUAUUGCAGACCAAGCAGCAGACACACAGUGACUCUGUUUAAUGUCCUCAUGCAUGCAGUUCAGGUAGCGGUUUCCUCUUGAAUGUAAGGUGCUUUAUUGACUCGUGACUUUUUCAUGAGAUUGGUGUGUGAAUCUUCAGGAUAGUCAGACAUCAGGCCGGGGGCUUCUCCUCCUCCUCCUCCUCCUCCCUGCUCCUGCUGUAGUAAACAGGUAGCUGGUUUUCAAAUGUGCCAACCUAUUUUCAUAAACAUAUCAAACUUUUGGUGUCGAGCUGUAGCACAACUGAAUGCGUGUGGCUACGGCUUUCGUGGAAUUCUUUGUGUUGAAUGACUGUAUUUUUAUCAUUUGAGCUGUUCGUUAACAGUUGUGUAACUUAGAAAUGAUGACAAGUGUUGAUUUUGGAGAGAUUUAUUAGGACACCGUGAACUGACAGAAACACAUUGUACUUCUUGUCAUGUUUAAAACUGAUUUAAAAUCUAGUAGCUUGGAUACUUUCUUUGAGGUUUAAAAUGAUUUUUAUACACUUGCUUUAAACAGUUGAUGGAAAAUGAAUGGAAAGGAGUUGUGCAAAAUAUUUUUCCUGUAAAUUGGAUAUUUUCAUACAGUAUGAUACGGGUUUCAAUUAUUAUAUGUAGGUAUUACUGGCUAUAAUUGUACAUUGUCUUUUCCAGAGAUAUAAUUAUGAAGGAUCUGAUAUUUGUCAUGUUCUUUUGUUAAAGAUGUAUUUAUUGAGAUGUUUUAUGUGAAUGUACAUUUUGUUAAAGACAAUAUUUUAUACUCA
Messenger RNA from Melanotaenia boesemani (Boeseman's rainbowfish), 6145 nucleotides. Its product is annotated as adenylate cyclase type 1-like. Bases 544 to 3930 code for a protein of 1128 amino acids. Gene Ontology annotation, molecular function: adenylate cyclase activity. The record is from RefSeq and is a predicted model, not a curated record. Gene Ontology annotation, biological process: cAMP biosynthetic process; intracellular signal transduction; adenylate cyclase-activating G protein-coupled receptor signaling pathway. NCBI's taxonomy places the organism in Eukaryota, Metazoa, Chordata, Actinopteri, Atheriniformes, Melanotaeniidae. Gene Ontology annotation, cellular component: plasma membrane. The transcript has 20 exons.